Molecule: messenger RNA, 1020 nt
Organism: Nematostella vectensis (starlet sea anemone)
Lineage: Eukaryota; Metazoa; Cnidaria; Anthozoa; Actiniaria; Edwardsiidae
Exons: 4
Coding region: 96-794 (232 amino acids)
Molecular function (GO): carbohydrate binding
Source: RefSeq, a predicted model, not a curated record
UCGAGCUCAAGACUUAUUUGUCAAUCGGACGAAACACAUCCCAAGUACAGAACCUCCAGAGCAACACUUGACAGCCGGUAGACUACUCAAGCAACAUGAAGUUACUUGUCCUGACUGUGCUAUGCUUGAUAGCAUUGGCAAGUUGUGUUCCUGAUGCCCAUGAUGAGGAAGCUAAACCUGCUUCAACUCAAAAUGAAGAGCUCUUGCAAGACGCCCCAGAAGUUGAUGAAACCCCUAAAGAAAUGACGGAAGAUGAGACGGAAGAUAUCCCAACGGAAGUGGAAGAUGAUGAUGAAAACGUAGAGGAUGGUGAUGAUCGUAGGAGAUAUCUUGGGUUGCGCUGUCAACUGGCGCAGUGUGAGCGGCGACGGGCGUAUUAUCAGCGGCAAUUUGCGCAGUGUAAGCGGCGACAGGCGCGGUAUCAGAGACAAGUGAAGCAGCAUAAGUUGCGACUGGUGCAGUGCAGCCGGCGACUCGCGAUCGCCUUGAGAAGAAAAGGAAAUCUCUUACAGAAACACUUUCGUCUUUGUGAGGGGCAGACCAAUUCUCUGCGCUGCCCAAAAGGAAAAAUAAAGGUGCUUGAAUCCUACUAUGGGCGCACAAGCAAAAAUCAUUGCAUCAGAGCCGGGCUUAUGAAAAACACCGACUGCAUCAGCGCCAUUUCAAGAAACAAAAUCCGCAGUGCAUGCGAAGGAAAGAGGGAAUGCAAACUGGAAGCGAAGAACUCCGUCUAUGGUGACCCUUGCAUUGGAACCUAUAAGUAUGUCGAGGUCCUCUACAAUUGUGUUGUUUAAAAGCACAGUUUUUACAAACAAUGACCAAAAGGCAAAAACUCUUUUUUGGUGCUUUAAGCCUACUUUUACUACAGAAAAUUUUGAAGAAUGUCAAGUGACUAAUGCAAAAAGAGAAUGUAAGCUGACUUUUUUUUUCAUUUUAACUUCUCCACUGUUGUCACAAAGGUUAAAUCCGUAAAAAUAAUUAAGUGUAACUGAAGGUCAAUAAAAUGUGAGAUAAUCUCAA